Messenger RNA from Symbiodinium sp. CCMP2592, 270 nucleotides. The record is from the annotation of a GenBank genome assembly. NCBI's taxonomy places the organism in Eukaryota, Dinophyceae, Suessiales, Symbiodiniaceae.
AUGAUCAUGAAGUUUGAGAUCUACCGCAUCGAGGUCUACUGGGUUGGCAAUCAAAAGAAAGCCGGUGUUCGGGAGAAGAGCACGGGACAUUCGGUCCUGAAUAUGAGCUACCCCUCCUACACUGUGCUGAUUAGGCUUUGCAACUGGGCUGCGCAGCACUUGCAAGACAACAAGAAGGUGACACCGAAGCAGCUGUGGGCCAAGGCCGACGUCCACCUGAAGCAGCUUGAAAAGGAUUUUGCAACUGAGUUGGCCGCUGGCCUGGUUUGA